This is a messenger RNA of Neoarius graeffei (lesser salmon catfish), 2673 nucleotides long. It is a transcript of the gene gpr37l1a, whose product is annotated as G protein-coupled receptor 37 like 1a. Lineage: Eukaryota; Metazoa; Chordata; Actinopteri; Siluriformes; Ariidae. Gene Ontology annotation, biological process: adenylate cyclase-inhibiting G protein-coupled receptor signaling pathway; positive regulation of MAPK cascade. The transcript has 3 exons. Bases 123 to 1568 code for a protein of 481 amino acids. Gene Ontology annotation, cellular component: signaling receptor complex; plasma membrane. Gene Ontology annotation, molecular function: G protein-coupled peptide receptor activity. The record is from RefSeq and is a predicted model, not a curated record.
AGCUGAGAGGAGAAAUCAAACUUCCCUGGGUUUUUCUCCUCAGUCGCUUUUCUCUCCAUCAGUGUCCGCCUCUCUUUCUCUCAGUCUCUUUCUCUCCGGGUUUAUCUGACUGACUCGGUGAAAUGCUGCUCUUCCUCCAUGUGGCGGUGGUGUGUGUGGGGCUGAUGGAGACGCGCCGGCUGAAGAACACGUGGAUCCCCAUGGAGACACCAUCACAUGACCUCCUUUCUCCCUCCCCCACUGUACUUCGCAGUACUAGCUCAGUGCUAACACAUGGUACCAGGGUAACAGGAGAGUCAGAGGUCACAACCCUGGACGGUCAGCGCAGGAGACUGGCCCGCAGCUCUAAAGGCGGGAGAUCAAAGCAGAGGGCGGAGCAUCAUGAGCACCGACACCCACGGCCCUUCGAUCCAGAUGGUUAUUUCACCACACCAAGGGUUUUUAAUGGCUCUCUGCUGGUGCACAAUCCACUGUACCCAGUGACGGGCGAGUCGUACGGGGCAUAUGCUGUGAUGCUGUUAUCACUGGUGGUAUUCACGGUGGGUGUGGUCACCAACCUGGCCGUCACAUGCUCUGUGUGGCACAACCACUACCUGCAAAAUGCUUGCAACUGUGUCCUAGCGAGUCUGGCACUCUGGGACCUUGCUGUGAUCUUCUUCUGCCUGCCGGUCGUCGUCUUCCACGAGCUCACCAAGAGACGACUGAUGGGAGACGUGUCCUGCCGCCUCGUACCAUUUAUAGAGGUGACGUCUCUGGGCGUGAGCACCUUCAGUCUCUGUGCUCUGAGUGUUGAUCGUUUCCAGACGUUAACGAGCUCCUCCUCCUCUAAGACCCCCGAGUCAUUCGGCUCCAUUGUGUCGAAGCUGUCGGUGAUCUGGGUGGGCUCACUGCUCCUCGCUGUCCCCGAGCUCAUGAUCUGGCGUUUGGAAACGGAGCUGUCUCCCAUCUCGCAUCUCCCUGUGGACUCGUGCGUCCGUCUGCCUCCUUCAUCGCCUCAUUUCUCCGAGUCUGUUUAUUCACUCGUCAUGACGUACCACGAGUCACGCAUGUGGUGGAUCUUCGGCUGCUUUUUCUGCCUGCCUUUGCUGUUCUCAUUCUCAUGUCAUCUUCUGACGAGCCAGAUUUCUGAUAGCACCAUCCAGACGUCCUCUUCCUGUUCUUUGUCUUCAUCCAAGAAGCUCGUCACAGUGCUCGCAAUCGUUUAUGGAGUGUUCUGCCUCCCUGAACAUGCCUGGAACAUCGGACUCACCUACGCAGGAGUGCAAGUGGACGGGGCCAUGCUGGCACUGCUGGCUCUGAUUGGUCAGUUCCUAAUGUUCAUCAGGGCCUCGGUCACGCCCAUUUUGAUCCUCAGCUUGUGUCGAUCAUUGGGGCAGAGCUUCGUGGACUGCUGCUGUUGCUGCUGUGAAGAAUGUCUGCCCAACAAACCUUCAUCACCAUCACUGGUGUCGUCAUCUGUGUCAUCAGCAGCAGCAGCAGCUUUGGAGAAAGAGAAGAAGUCACAGGUCGACUUUGAGAAGAAAAUGAAAGAGAAUUCAGUGGAGAUGGCGAUCGGAACUCCAUGCUGAAGUCUUGGAUCAGUCCUGAUCACUGCGCUGUCACAGAUUCAGCAGAUCAGCUGCGAACAUCUCACUGUCUCAUUCAUAACUUUCACACUCAGAUCAUCUGCACUCCUGAAUAUAACAGAGCUGGGCACUCACUGCACCCACUUUAUCAGUGGGACAGUGACCUGGACAGUGUUUAUAGUCCAGUGUGAGGACACAUGUCCAUUGUCUUUCCUUGUUGUGGACAUUUUGGACAGUUUUAAACAGUGACAUACUGCUGAAUGGAGCCACAGCUACAGUUAUUCAAUCUAACAACAAUAACACUCAUUAUAUGCAGUACAUCUUCUCACGUCUAGUUAUGUUUAUUUGUUCCAUAAGCUGUAUGCAACUAAAUACGACCUUAAUCUGUGAUUUUAGAGUCCUGAGGAAUAAACAUGCUGGAUGUUUGGUUAGUAAGUUCACUUUGGGUUCAGCGAGUACAGCUCUGUUUGUUUUUGUGUGGUUUGGCAGCGAUGGAGUUAGCAUGAGACAGACAUGUGUACAUCAAUAAAAUCCAGAAAACACACCGAUCCUUCAACAUCAUCAUCUACCAUUUGAGAGGAGGUUCUUAAAGUGUGUAUCUUUUUAAAGACAGGUCAUUUAGAAGUUUACAACUCUUACUGGUUCUUUGUCCCUCAGGGGAACCCUUAAAGGUUCUUAAACCCUUGAAGAAGGCUUCUUUUCUCAGAGUGCAUGUGUGCAGUACAAAAUUCAAAUUACUGAUCAUUAUUGGCUUGCUAAUACUCAGUAAUAUUAAAAAAAGUUCUUUCAGAUGUUCCCAGAUGGUUCCUUGGAUAAGUAAGAGUUCUUUAGCCUCUAAAAGUCUUCUCUGGUGUUGAAACCCUUUCUGACCAAAAACACUGUUGAGGGAGAGUAGAAGAUCACUUAAAGCCAAACAAAACCCAAAAAUAAAUGCCAUUUACUGAUCAUGACAAGUGCCCUGAUGUGCUUGCCACACAUUUAAACUAAAAAUAAAACUUUAUCACAAUUUAUCCAUUUUAAAAGUUGUGAUGUUGCUAAAAAAUAGGCUUCCCUGGAUGCAACUAUUUGCACUGAAGCUGGAUAUCUGCCUGUGAUGCAACCGGAUCAC